AUUAUCAUUAUCAUUUGUAUUAUAAUCAUUAUCAUCCUCAGUGGGCCUGCCAACUCGCAGUAAUUAUCUGCCAUCGGGGCAGACGUCCUCAGAAUCGGCUUUAGUUGUUCAGCAGUACCGCAGUAGUCUGUCAAGGCCCGUCGGCAUCGCAACAUCAUCGACACAAUGUGGCUGCUCCUGCCCAUUCUACUGUAUUCGGUGGUCUUCCUCACCGUACGCCACAUUUACAGCCACUGGCGACGCAGGGGAUUCCCCUCGGAAAAGGCCGGCAUAACAUGGAGUUUCCUGCAGAAGGCAUACAGGCGGGAAUUCCGACACGUGGAGGCCAUCUGCGAGGCCUACCAGUCGGGACGGGAUCGUCUGCUGGGCAUCUACUGCUUCUUCAGGCCCGUCCUCCUGGUGCGUAGUGUGGAGCUGGCCCAGACGAUUCUGCAGCAAUCGAAUGGACACUUCAACGAACUCAAGUGGGACUAUGUCAAGGGUUAUCGACGGUUCAAUCUGCUGGAGAAACUGGCACCCAUGUUUGGCGCUAAAAGAUUGUCCGAGAUGUUCGGGCAGGUCCAGAAAGUGGGUGAUCAUUUGAUUAGCCACUUGACGGAGCAGGAACAAAUACAAGGAGGUCAUUUGGAAUUGGAUCUUCAACAAAUAUUGGGAGUUUACUCAAUCAACAUCAUUGGCAAUCUCAUUUACGGCGUGGAUAUUAACAACUUUGAGCAGAAGGAUCACAUCUUGACCAGCUACCUGAGUCACAAACAGGCCUCUAUUCAAUCCUUCACUUUGGGUCGCCUGCCUCAGAAAUCCUCAUUUACCUAUCGCUUAAGGGAUCUAAUAAAACAGAGUGUGGAAUUAAGAGAAGAUCAUGGACUGAUACGAAAGGAUAUUUUACAAUUACUAGUCAGAUUUCGAAAUGGCAAUGAAGUUGGUGGCGAUAAAUGGCAGCUGGAAACGAAUAAUGAUCCAGAAAAACUUUUGUCUAUCAAACGCUUGGCUAAAGUGGCUGAGGAUCUUUUGAAGGCAUCCCUAGAGGCAGUGUCCUCUACCAUCACCUUUACACUCUUUGAAAUCCUGCAAGAACCUUUAAUUGUGGAGAAACUUCAAGCUGAAAUCAAGGAACUGAGCAAUGAAAAUGAGCAGCUAAAGUUUGAUGAGCUGGAUGGUCUAAAGUAUAUGGAAAUGUGUCUAAAAGAGACUGUUCGCAAAUACCCGCCUUUACCCAUUAUUGAACGCAUUUGCCGUAAAAGCUAUUCACUGCCCAACUCGAAAUUUACCAUAGAUGAGGGAAAGACUUUAAUGGUUCCUUUGCUGGCCAUACACAGAGAUGAAAAGUAUUUCAGUGAACCGAUGAAAUAUAAGCCUGUUCGAUUUCUGCAAUCUGGAAGUGAUGUGGGCCAAUGCAAAGAUAAGACUAAGAGCAAUGCUUUCAUAGGAUUUGGUAUUGGUGGAGCACAAUGUGUUGGUCAGAACUUUGCCAAGUUGGUAAUUAAAGUGGCGCUGAUCAAACUUCUGCAAAACUUUCACAUGGAAUUGGAUCCCAACAUAAUUGCAACCCUCGAAGUUUCACAUCAACCAGCUCCCUUUAUAAACACAAAGGAUGGACUAAAAGUCAAAUUGAAGAGACGCGAAAUAAAACCGAAAUUUUAUGGUUAAACUAAGGUUAGGUUAGGUAUGCUCUUUAAGCAGCUAAGUUCUUUAAUUUGUGCAUCUUUUUCAACACUUUGUCGUCUGUGCGCGACACCUGAAAUUAUGCUAUAAAUAAAAUUCAGUAUAUUAUGGCCACA
Molecule: messenger RNA, 1778 nt
Organism: Drosophila elegans
Lineage: Eukaryota; Metazoa; Arthropoda; Insecta; Diptera; Drosophilidae
Gene: Cyp310a1
Product: probable cytochrome P450 310a1
Exons: 6
Coding region: 166-1647 (493 amino acids)
Molecular function (GO): iron ion binding; monooxygenase activity; heme binding
Source: RefSeq, a predicted model, not a curated record